UUACUGAUGACGUAACAGUUUAUGCGACAGGUGAAGGUCGGAAGACAAACCUUCCCAACGUGUUUUAUCCAUCUACAGUAGUACUUCUCUGAUCAAUCUCAUUCCCCCCGAGAGACGGAUAUAAUAAAACCCAGAUACGAUGCGGUUGUUAAGUGGAGCGGUGUUGCGGGCCACGAUGAGACACCGCUGUCGCCACUUUUCUGUGGCACAAAACAACUGGAACGCCAGAAAAGGUCUGGUACUCGGCGUUUACGAGAGCGAGAAGGAGGACGACUCUCUCCAUCUAACUGAAUCAGCAGCUGGUGUCGACAGAGUUCUGUCUGGUAAACUGACUGAGCUGCUAAAGAUAUCAGGACCAGGUCUGAAGAAAGGGAAGAGCAGAAUAUUCUACGGUCUUCAUGAGGACUUCCCAUGCAUAGCAGUAGUUGGUCUAGGGAGGAACUCUCUGGGUGUGUGUGGAACAGAGUACUGGGACACCUGUAAGGAGAACAUCAGGGCUGCUAUAGCAGGAGGCUGCAGGGUUCUCCAGAACCAUAUGUUGACCCAUAUAGAGGUGGACGGGUGUAAUGACAGCCAGUCUGCAGCAGAGGGAGCUGUUCUCGGGCUGUUUACUUACGAUGACCUGAAAACCAAGAAGAAGACCAGAGUCACCACACAGCUGCACGGCAGUGGAUGUGUGUCUGGCUGGGAGAAGGGCGUGUUGUACGGAGAGGGGCAGAACCUGGCCCGUUACCUGAUGGAAGCUCCAGCCAAUCAUGUCACUCCGUCAGUCUUCGCUGACACCAUCACAAACAGACUGGCUCCCUACGCCGACCACGUCACCGUGCAUAAGAGGUCUCAAGAGUGGAUGGAGGGAGCAGCAGAUGGGAGGGUUCUCAGUGUUUCUAAAGGCUCAGAGGAACCGCCUGUCUUCCUGGAGCUACACUACAACGGUUGUCCUGACAACACACAGUGUCCUCUACUGCUGGUGGGCAAGGGCAUCACCUUUGACAGUGGUGGGAUCAGUCUAAAGCCUCCGUCAGGUAUGGACGCGAUGAGGGCUGAUAUGGGAGGAGCCGCCACGGUGUGUUCCGCCAUCGUCACGGCAGCAGCCCUCAACCUGCCAAUCAACAUCAUAGGUCUAGCACCUCUCUGUGAGCAACUUUCUCCUAGUGGGAAAGCCAACAAGCCUGGAGACGUCGUCACCGCCAAGAACGGCAAAACCAUACAGGUGGACAACACAGACGCAGAGGGACGGUUGGUCCUAGCAGAUGCUCUCUGUUACGCUCACAGCUUCAACCCCAGGGCCAUCGUCAAUGCUGCUACCCUCACUGGAGCGAUGGAUGUUGCUCUGGGUUCAGCAGCGACAGGAGUCUUCACCAACUCUGACUGGCUCUGGGAACAGCUUCACAAGGCCAGUGUGGUAACAGGAGACAGGGUGUGGAGGAUGCCGUUGUUUCAACAUUACACCAGACAGGUCACUGACUGCCAGCUGGCCGACCUCAACAACGCUGGCAAGUACAGCCGUUCUGGUGGAGCCUGCACGGCGGCAGCGUUUCUGAGGGAGUUUGUGACGGCUCCUCAUUGGGCGCACCUGGACAUCGCCGGGGUGAUGACCAAUAAGGACGAGGUUCCCUACCUGAAGAAAGGAAUGUCUGGGAGACCGACACGAACACUGGUCGAGUUCGCUGCUGGACUGGCCAACCAAGCCUGAAGACACACACACACCACACCUACACACACUGAGCUGGCUGGAGAAGGAUUAUUCUGUAGAGACAGAGACACUGGUACUGUGUAGAGUUACAGACUGCUUCCCAAAUAGCACCUUAUUCCCUCCCCAUAGGAGUCUGGUCUAAAGUAGUGAACUAUAUAGGGAAUAGGAUGCUAUUUGGGAUGUAUCCUGAGUCAUCUGGUAGUAGCCUGCUGUGCAUCGAGAGGAGGAGAAGAGGACAUUUCCACCCCAGUGCCCCAGCACAUGUAACUAAUUCCCUCUCGAGCCUAGUUUAUAGCCUACAUUCAUUGAGAAACUGAAUGUAUGUAAAUGGACAAGGUAUAUCGUAUCCUACCCUACAAGGUAUAUCGUAUCCUACCCUACCAAAACAGUUUGCAGUCAGAGUGCAGUGGAACUGCAUCCAAAAUAAGUCAUGUUUUAACUGCAGUUAUUCUGCGUUCACUGCUUCCAAAAUACCACCGUGGACUUUAAUCUUGUUUUGGAACGGUAACUACGCAAAGUGUUGUUGCUUAGCGACACUACGCAGCCCUGCAAUUUAUAACUGGAUGCAAGAACGCAGGAUGGCCUUUUUUUGCGUAGCGUUUCUUGCGUUGCAUAGUAGGGUAAAAACCAGGCUUCAGUGACAGUCAGUUAACCAACCUCUUCUGUCCAGUAGUUGUGGGAGAAACUAAUGCUGAAGUUGGUAUGCACUUCUGCAAAAAAAAAAACUGUCAAAUAUUAUUAUUGCCAAUAUUUACAUGUCAUUUAAAUAAAA
Oncorhynchus keta (chum salmon) is the source of this 2465-nucleotide messenger RNA. RefSeq names its product cytosol aminopeptidase-like. NCBI's taxonomy places the organism in Eukaryota, Metazoa, Chordata, Actinopteri, Salmoniformes, Salmonidae. Gene Ontology annotation, biological process: proteolysis. The record is from RefSeq and is a predicted model, not a curated record. Gene Ontology annotation, cellular component: cytoplasm. Gene Ontology annotation, molecular function: manganese ion binding; metalloaminopeptidase activity.